GUGCCGGCAACAGAGCUAGGAAAUAAGGCUGUAAAGAAAAACUUUAUCCACGUAACCUAGGAAGUUAGCCGGCCACAACCACCCUCUUUCAGCUGCCUCUGUGCUUUCUGACUGCAGAGUGCCUGGCCCCUGCCUCCUCAGGCUUCUGCUUUGGCCAACAAUUUGAGCCUGAGUAUUAUUACCACAUCAACAGAAGCCACCAAGACUGUUUCAAGCCUCAGAAAAUUAUGCCUAGGACCAGCUAUGUGAAGAGACCUAUCCAGCCAGGUAACCACAACAUGCUCACCACCAACCAGGUACUCUUACCUCCCCCACCCUCUGGACAGCAAGCUUUUCCAGUUCAUAUUCAAAGAAGAAAAGUUGCACCACUGGAAUAUCAGAGUUACACAGGCUGUCUCACUAGAGACUUUCGUACUGUCCACAAGGAAGCCUAUGAUGGCUGGGAUCCAAGCAACUAUCAGCAGCCAAAACCUGUGCACCUGCAGGAUGAGCUUACCAAUAUGGUCCGGAACAGCAAUGCCAAGUUUGAUGACUCCACAGUGACCAAGGUCUCCUACCCACCACCCUUCAAAACAAUAAAAGAAGCCGCAGGCAAGCAGCCCACCAGCACAUUCAGAGGUCCUGAAGUAAAGUUUCAAGACGUCACCACCAACAAGCAAUUUUUCCAGAACUGGGGAACCCAACCCCGGGUCCGCCAUGGAGAUAUCCAUGAUAGGACCUACCUUAAGCCUAUGCUUCCAUUUGAAAGCCAAACCACCACCAAGAGUACCUUUAUGCCUACAAUUGCCAAAAAGGUGAAGUUAUUCAAGCCCAAAAGCAGUGGCAUCAGGAUUGAGGGAAAUCAUGACUUCACCACUGUGUACAGGGAAGCAUACAGGCCCAAAACUCUUCUGAUGCAAAACCAGGACACAGAAUCAACAAACACAGAGCCUACAACUCAGCUCACCUGAGCAAACUAUGUGUGGCUCAGGAUGCAGUCCUCUGCCACAGUUCCAUACCCAGAAAAUAAGGACUUUAG
Messenger RNA from Dromiciops gliroides (monito del monte), 1018 nucleotides. RefSeq lists its product as uncharacterized. Bases 228 to 950 code for a protein of 240 amino acids. Gene Ontology annotation, cellular component: cytoskeleton. Gene Ontology annotation, molecular function: microtubule binding. The record is from RefSeq and is a predicted model, not a curated record. Gene Ontology annotation, biological process: microtubule anchoring. NCBI's taxonomy places the organism in Eukaryota, Metazoa, Chordata, Mammalia, Microbiotheria, Microbiotheriidae. The transcript has 7 exons.